Molecule: messenger RNA, 7149 nt
Organism: Bufo gargarizans (Asiatic toad)
Lineage: Eukaryota; Metazoa; Chordata; Amphibia; Anura; Bufonidae
Gene: DLG5
Product: discs large MAGUK scaffold protein 5
Exons: 33
Coding region: 502-6426 (1974 amino acids)
Biological process (GO): regulation of apoptotic process
Molecular function (GO): protein binding
Source: RefSeq, a predicted model, not a curated record
GGGAGGAAAGGACUGAGGGAGAGCGGCACAUCGUUAUGCCAGGGGGAGACGGGUGAGAGCAAGAAGUUGUGGGGCAGCAAAGUAAGUAGAAGAAGAAGAAGCAGCCCCUUGUGAGGGGGGAGCCGCACGGAAGACGCACUCCUUGUUCAGUCAUGUAGCAGGACAGAGGCUGACUGUCUGCCGGCCGGAGGAGGAGGACGCUGUUUCUUCUGCUCGCCGUUGCUGACUGGAAACAGUUUGGAGGGAGAGGAGCAGUGAUAAGGUUGUGAGGUGAGGCACAGCAUGCAGCCUCGCAGCCCUCCCCAGCUCAGCAAUAUGGCUGCUGCUGUUGCUUGCAGGCUCGGUGCAGGCAGAGGGUGCAUGAGGGCAGGAUUGUGCUCAGCUCCUAUGCAGGCUGCAAGCUGGAGCUUCCUGCUGGGCCUAUAACUCCUCCGAGAAAAGCCCACAGACUUAGACAGGAGGAGGGAGCUUCUGACGAGUCGGCUCUUCUCAGGCUUCAGGAUGGAGCCCAAGCACAGGGAGUUACUCCAGCAGUGCCACCAAAACCUGGUGGAGUCCGUCAGUGAUGCAGACAGGUUGCUGAACGUCCUGGAGGAGGCUGGCACCCUCACCCUCAGGGACAGGCAGGAGCUGGACAGUAGUUGUACCACUCACCAGGAUAAAGUGGACCUCCUGCUCAAGAUGCUACUUGUCAAGGAGAAGGACCACUUCCAAGAUCUGAGGGUAGCGCUGGAGAAGACUGAGCCCCAUCUACUACCCAUCCUCUACUUGAACGGCUUGGGAAGUGAAGACACUGCAGGCUCUACAUACAGUGUCCUCACCACCAUGCCUUCAGACUCAGAAAGCAGUGGAUCUGUCAGCAGUGUUGGUACGACUAAUAAGGCCUCUUCCCCUCCCUUAUCUACUACUGAUAGCCGUCUCAUGAGUGAGAAGUUAGACACCAUACUGUCACAGUUGAGGCAAGUGACACGUGAGAGAGAUGAGCUUAGGAAACGACUGGCUUUGUCUUCACCCGGGUCAACGUUUGACGACUGCAGACCAAGCCCCAAACUUACACCAGACUAUGAGCGACUGAAGGUGCAGUGCAUGAAAGCUAUGUCAGAACUGGAGGCAUUACAGAGUCAGCACUCCAAGGCACUUAAAAAGUGUGAGGAGGCUGCAAAGGAAGCGGAUUUCUACCAUACUCUUCACAGCCGUGUUUUAAGUGACCAAACGCAGCUCCAAGAGGAUAGUGAGAGUUUGCGCAGGAAACAUACCCAACUACAGAGAGAGUUCACCCAUCUCCAGCAGUCCUGCCAGGAUCUGAAGAGAAUGCAUGAUGCAGAUCAGAAGGAGAUCUCUGAAAUGCGCAGACAACAGCAACUGGUUGUGAAACAGAACGGUUCUUCAGAGCUAAUUAACAAGUUAUACGACACUGCCUUAGACAAGCUGGAAAUUGUGAAAAAGGAUUAUGAUUCCCUACGUAGACAGUACAAUGAGAAAGUCUCUAGUCACAAUUUGGAUUUAGGGCGGCUGGAGCAGAGUGAGGAAGAAAAGAGAAGCCUUCAGAAGCAACUGGAGGGAUUGAUGAAGCAAAGAGAUAGUGCUAUGCAUCUGCAGCACCAAUAUUCCUCCUCCAUGAGAAGGUACGAUUCCAUCCAGCAGGAGUUAAAUAAGGCAGCUUUACAGAACAAGGAGCUACAAAGGGAGAUUGAACGGCUACAGGCAGAGGCCACACGUUUCAAAACCAUGCAGCUUAAAGCUGUCAAAGAUGCUGAAAAGUACAAAGAAGAGAGAGACUCUGUAUUUAAUGAGUACCGUUUAAUUAUGAGUGAGCGAGACCAAGUCAUUAAGGAGAUGGACAAAAUGCAAACUGAACUUGAAUUGGCACAAGGAAGGAUAAAAAAUACAUCAAGUGAGAAGAGAGUUGCAAGUGAGGAAAUGGAAGCUCUUAGACAGGAGCUAAACUCUGCCCUUGUGGAACGGGAUAGAGCCAUUUUUGAAAGGAAUGAGCUCUUAGAGAAAUACUGUCAUGAGGUUAAGGACAAAGCAGAAGCUCAAAAGGAACUGGACCAAGCCUGUAAAGACAUUGAGACUGUGAAGGAAGAACGGGAUGUGGCAAGGAAGGAGAGGACAGAGGCUAUCAUACAGCGGGACCACCUACUUAGAGAGUACUAUCAAGCUAGACAGAUUCAGGAUUCUGCAACUCUGGAUAUGGAAAGAGCAAACAAAGAAAUAGAGGUGCUGAGAAAACAGUAUGAAGCAAUGACCCAUGAACUGAAAGAAGCCACGCAGGAAGCUGAGGUAGCCAAGUGUCGGCGAGAUUGGGCCUUCCAGGAGAGGGACAAGAUUGUAGCAGAGAGAGAGAGUAUCCGGACCCUGUGUGAUAAUUUACGCAGAGAACGAGACCGUGCAGUUAGUGAACUAGCAGAGGCAUUGAGAAACCUAGAUGACAUGCGUAAGCAGAAGAAUGAUGCUACACGUGAACUGAAGGAAUUGAAGGAAAAGAUGGAUAACCAGAUUGAGAAAGAAGCCCGUUUCCGACAGCUCAUGGCUCACAGUUCUCACGACUCUGCUAUUGAUACAGACUCCCUGGAGUGGGAGACAGAAGUGGUGGAAUUUGAGCGUGAGAGGGAAGACAUGGACCUCAAAGCACUGGGGUUUGAUGUGGCAGAUGGUGUCAGCGAGUCUUUUUUCCCAGGGGAUAGCGGCAUUUUUGUAACUAAAGUGGACAAAGGGAGCAUUGCUGAUGGCCGGCUAAGAGUAAAUGACUGUCUCCUAAAGAUAAAUGACGUGGAUCUUACCAACAAGGACCGAAAACAGUUGAUAAAAGCUGUCCUUAGUGGAGGGGAUGUCAUCAACAUGGUGAUACGGAGAAGAAAGUCUCUUGGAAGUCGAAUUGUAACGCCUUUGCAGAUCAGCCUCGGCAAUCACAAAGAUAGUGGAGUUUCUUUGGAGACUGGAAUAUUGGUGGCAUCUGUGAUGCCUGGAAGUCCUGCUGCCAAAGAGGGAUCUCUCACAGUUGGUGACAGAGUAGUGGCUAUUAACGGUAUCGCUUUGGACAACAAAUCCAUUACAGAAUGUGAGGCACUACUCGGGAGCUGUCGGGAGUCUCUCAGCAUCUCUUUGUUAAAGGUCUUCCCACCCAUGACAUCUUGGAGUGGGCAAAACCUCUUUGAAAACCUGAAGGAUUCUUGUCGUAUUCUCCCUCCAAACAUUCAGGCUCAGAAUAAAAGGAACCUAAAGAAUAACAGCUCAACCCAGACAGACAUCUUUCGCACAGACAUUCUUGAUCACAAGAAAGAGAUGGGAGAUUGCAGUGGAUCCGAGAGAGCACUUCAGUUGAGCUGCCAUAGUCACUCCGAGCACAGCUUAGGGUCUAUAGGUGGAGAUGCUUUUAUGGGACGUGGCUAUGAAUUGCUAGAAGAGGAGGGAAGACCCCUUGGCUAUACUGAAGCUAUUACAGAUGUUCUAGUGGAGGCAUCCACUGGCAAGAGGAGUAGUGGGACAUGGCCAAAGGUUAUGGUAAGCCCUGGACAUUCCCAAAGUGAGUUCACUGUCUUUAAAAGACCAAGACAGAGAAAGUCCAUUUUUGAUCCAGAGACUUUCAAGAGGCCUCAGACACCCCCAAAACUAUCUUUUAUGACACCUGCAUCAGUAAUGUGUCAUUCUUCCCAGCCUUCAAAAGUAGACCGACCACCAUCUCCUCCAACUCCUCCUAAACGCAGUGACUCUAUAAAAUUUAAACAUCGACACCAGUCUAGCUCAGCAUCUGAUUCCACUGUAACUGCUGGUUCACCGCCUACUAGUCCUUUACCAACGUCUCUUCCUACCAACUCCCAAGAGAAUACCCAUCAUAACAGAGGGGUUGUAAAAUGCUGCAUAGAGAACGCGGUAGACUGUUCUUUGACAGGCUUUAGAGGAAGUGGAGAUGUAGAAAGCUGCUUGCAGAGGGCAGAAGAGCCAGAGGUCAAGAGGCCGAGACCAUUGUCUGCGCCAGCUUUAAAACACAGAUUGGCACCUGUCAGUAUUCCCCACCAUUCACUACAAAAGUUUUCCCCUAGUUCCGAGGAUCGCCUGUCUCCUGAACUGAAUCAUGAGUGGGUUAGAUUCUCUCCCACACGUUCUCCCCGCCAUAGUGACAUUUUUGCUUCUACCUUAUAUGGAUCUGGUAUGUCUGGUACUGUACCUCGAAGCCUUGCUCCUUGUCCUGCUGUUACCGCAGUUUUAAGAAAUCCAAUCUACACCGCCUGGAGUCAUCGUGUUCCCACUAAUAAUUGUCCCUCCUCUACAGGCCAGGCCUGCUCCCAGCACAUGAAUCAAAGUGCGCAACACCAUGGCAGGCUAAGCUUGGACCUGAGUCACAAACACCCAAGUGAAUAUUGUGAUACCUCCCGUCCUAGGGUAUCACAUGGCUCCAACUCUCUGCCUUCCAGUGCCCGUUUAGGAUCCUCAAGAACUGAACGCAUUAAAAUCCCAUUAACACCAAGAUAUUUGAGGUGCCCAAUGGGUUCGGACAGGGGUUCCCUUUCACAAUCAGAGUGCAGUAGUCCCAGCCUUGCCAGCCCUCCUCAUUCUCCCCUCAACUUGGAAACCUCUUCGUUUGCAAGUAGCCAGUCACAAAAUUCUAUUGCCAGCUUGCCUAGAAUUUCCAUCAGCACUGUACCCAUGGGGGAACGCAGGAAAGACAGGCCUCUGGUAGAUGAGCCUCGACAUGUUAAGGUACAGAAAGGAUCUGAACCUCUAGGAAUAUCAAUUGGUGGUGGAGAAAGUGGGGGCAUCUUUGUAUCUAAAGUGAUGGCUGGAAGCAUUGCUCAGCAAGCUGGGCUGGAAUAUGGAGAUCAGCUGCUAGAGUUUAAUGGUAUAAAUUUGAGAAAUGCUACAGAGCAGCAAGCACGGCUCAUAAUUGGACAGCAGUGUGAUACCAUCACAAUCCUGGCCCAGUACAACCCUCACAUGUGCCAGCCACUUCAUUCACGAUCCAGCUCACGCCUGGAUGCUAGCACCUCUCAUUCAACACCUCACGGCAGCGGCGCUGCAACACCUGACAAUCAUUCCGUCAUCGACACUGUGAGUGAGCAAGAUGAAGGGACCAUGACUCCUCCUUCAAAAGAAACGACGCCUAGUACAAGCCCUCGCAGCUCACUUAGGACACAAGUGGAUGGCAUAAAAAAACACUCAGAGAUCCGCACAGUUACCCUCUCUAAGUCUCCUGUGGAGCUGGGAAUGCAGAUCUGUGGCGGGAACCUGCAUGGAAUAUAUGUGUUGGAUUUAGAUGAGGAUAAUGCGUCUGGUGGACUGGAGGGACUGCUGAGAGGAGACUUCAUUAUAGACUAUGGCUCUGUUAACAUGAGAAACAAAACAGCUGAAGAAGCCUACCUAGAGAUGUUAAAACCAACAGAAAAUGUUAAGUUGAAGGUGCAGCAAAAAGUGGAUGAGUUCAGUAAUAUUAAAGACCAGCCUGGUGAUGGGUUUUAUGCGAGAGCACUUUAUGACCGGCAAGCCGAGCAUCCUCAGGAGUUGAGUUUCAAGAAGGAUGAUAUAUUAUAUGUGGACGACACACUCCCACAAGGUGUGUUUGGGGCAUGGAUGGGUUGGCAACUUGAUGAGAAUGCCCAAAAACUGGAGAGGGGUCAGAUUCCCAGCAAAUAUAUGAUGGAGCAAGAAUAUUCCCGCCGACUCAGUGUUUCUGAAGUACGAGAUGAAGGUGGUGCAGCAAAAACUCUUUCUGCAGCUGCUAGGAGGUCUUUUUUUCGAAGGAAAAACAAACAUAAGCGAAGUGGGUCUAGAGAUGGCAAGGAGCUUCAAGGAUUGGACACAAUCAGCACAGAUUCUAUCCCCUUCCUCGAUGAAUCUAUGAACGUGGCAUACCAACGAGUGCAAAGGGUAGACUGCACAGCACCACGUCCUGUGCUGAUUUUAGGGCCAUUAGUUGAUGCUGUAAAGGACAUGCUGGUCAAAGAGUCCCCAGGGAAGUUCUGCAGAUGUCCUCUUGAGGUAAUGAAAGCUUCUCAGCAGGCCAUAGAGCGUGGGGUGAAGGAUUGUCUCUUUAUAGAUUACAAAAGGCGUAGUGGCCAUUUUGAUGUCACCACAGUUGCUUCAAUCAAGGAGAUCACAGAUAAGAACUGCCACUGUCUUCUGGACAUAGCCCCUCAUGCCAUUGAAAGACUUCACAGUGUCCACAUAUAUCCAAUUGUCCUUUUUAUCCGGUACAAAAGCACUAAACAGAUAAAGGAACAAAAGGAUCCAAUCUUUCUACGGGACAAGGUAACACAGAAAAAUUCCAAAGAGCAGUUUGAAUCUGCGCAGAAAAUAGAACAAGAAUACAGCAAGUAUUUUACAGCUGUAAUUCAAGGGGGUGCACUGAUCAACAUUUGCACUCAGAUCCUGGCAAUUGUGGAUCAAGAACAGAACAAAGCCCUGUGGAUCCCAGCUGGUGCCUUCUGAAACUCUGCAUGCUACUCCUUCAUAUCACAGUGAAGCAAUAGGCAAUGACCCUGUUUGUACUUCACUGAAAUUUGAGUUGAGAACCACUGCUCAUGGUGUGGAUCUAUUACAUAAUUAUAUGGGCACAGCAUCAACAAUAAGUUCUACCAGAGCACCAAUUAAUGGAAAACCAGAUGAAAGAUUGGAUAUAAGUAGCUUUGAUCAUCUUGUCUUGCUUGUAUAAGAUGUUCCAUAGAGAAACCAGAAUUGAAAAAUUACAACAAGCAGUCCGGUAACAGUCACGGGCAAACUCUUCAGGACCGUGGAAAAUUGAUGGAAAAUCAAUGACUAAUGAGUUAGCCAAAUGGUGGUGGACAUUAUUUUCAAGUGCUCAGUUAAUCUUUAGUGUAUACAGAUCAACCUGAGAGCCUUUGUUCUUCUUUCAUAACACACUAAUUAUAGGUACUUGACCAGGGGUUUCAACAUAAAGAGCUGUUUCUCACCAAUAUACUAUGUAAACUUUUGCUUGGGCCCUGUAGUAUAAACAGUCUUACCACCCUUUACUGCUAGAGGUGACUAGCAGUGAUUUGCUUCGGCUGAUACUUGAAUUAGGGGCACCGUGGCACGCUCCAGAUUUGUUUCUGUAGACCAGUUUAAGUGACACUACAAGUAACUGCACUUUUUUUUUUAAAUCUUUCUUGAAACAUGCCAGUUGUUAAAUCUUUGAUAAGGACACCAGAAUAU